This is a messenger RNA of Enhydra lutris kenyoni (northern sea otter), 2777 nucleotides long. RefSeq names its product biotinidase. The record is from RefSeq and is a predicted model, not a curated record. Bases 242 to 1690 code for a protein of 482 amino acids. The transcript is spliced from 4 exons. NCBI's taxonomy places the organism in Eukaryota, Metazoa, Chordata, Mammalia, Carnivora, Mustelidae. Gene Ontology annotation, molecular function: hydrolase activity, acting on carbon-nitrogen (but not peptide) bonds, in linear amides.
UCUGCGGCCUGUGCCAGGCAAGUGAGGCGCCAAACCUCGGAGGCCUCUGGCCCGGAUCCGAUUAUCGUCCGGAGCCCUCUGAGGGCCGGCGAAGGGUGCAACAUUCCACUGUUCACUUGGUCAGAUGAUUGAGCAAAAGUGAUGACAGUCCUCCUCCCCAGGAUUCACAAGCGCUGGGAGCAACUCCUUGCAAUCCAACUGUGAUUAUAGGAUUCUUCUGUGAUUUAUCCAAGGCCCUUCCAUGCAGACUUUAUUUACGGUCUGCGUUAUGUCUGGGGUCAGCCGCCAGCUUGCUCUUUUCCUCUGCGGCUGCUACGUGGUUGCCCUGGGAGUCCACGCCAAGGAGCCACGCGUGGCCAGUCACCACGAGGCUGAACACUACAUGGCCGCCGUGUAUGAACACCGAUCCAUCUUGACCCCCGACCCCCUGGCUCUCAUGAACCGCAAGCAGGCCUUGGAGCUGAUGAACCAGAACCUCGACAUCUAUGAGCAGCAAGUGAUGAUCGCAGCCCAAAAGGUCCUCCAGCGCCUGAGUUGUAUGGCCAUCAAGGGAAACAUGUUCCUGGUGGCCAAUCUCGGGACGAAGCAGCCUUGUCAUCACAAUGACCCAGGGUGCCCAAAUGAUGGAAGAUACCAGUUUAACACGAAUGUCGUGUUCAGCAAUAAUGGAACCCUUGUUGACCGCUACCGCAAACACAACCUCUACUUUGAGGCAGCUUUCGAUGCCCCUCUCGAAGUGGAUCUCAUCAUCUUUGAUACCCCCUUUGCUGGCAAAUUUGGCAUCUUCACCUGCUUUGAUAUAUUGUUCUUUGAGCCUGCCAUUAGGCUCCUCCAAGACCCUGAGGUGAAGCACGUCGUGUACCCAACUGCCUGGAUGAACCAGCUCCCGCUCUUGGCGGCCAUUCAGAUUCAGAGAGCUUUUUCCAUUGCGUUCGGCAUCAACUUUCUAGCUGCUAACAUCCACCACCCAACUCUGGGGAUGACUGGAAGUGGUAUACACAGCCCUCGGAAAUCCUUUUGGCAUCAUGACAUGGAAGACUCCAGAGGUCAUCUUAUAAUAGCACAAGUAGCCAAAAAUCCGCUGGGUCUCAUUGGUACGGAGAAUGCCACGGGUAAAAUGGACCCGUCCCACAGUAAGUUUUUAGAACUCUUGGCAGGUGACCCAUACUGUGAAAAGGAUGCUCAGGAAGUCCACUGUGACAGAGCUACCAAAUGGAACAUAAACGCUCCUCCCACAUUUCACUCGGAGAUGAUGUAUGACAAUUUCACCCUGGUCCCUGUGUGGGGAAAGGAAGGCUACCUCCGUGUCUGUGCAAAUGGCCUCUGCUGUCAUUUACUUUACCAGAGGCCCGCUUUGUCCAAAGAAUUGUAUGCCCUGGGGGUCUUCGAUGGUCUCCACACUGUGCAUGGCACUUACUACGUUCAAGCCUGCGCCCUGGUCAAGUGUGGGGGUCUUGGCUUUGACACUUGUGGGCAGGAGAUCACAGAGGCCACGGGGAGAUUUGCGUUUCACCUGUGGGGGAACUUCAGUACUUCCUAUAUCUUUCCUCUGCUUCUUACCUCAGGGAUGACCCUGGAAACCCCUGAUCAGUUUGGCUGGGAGAGUGACUACUCUUUCCUGAGGAAGAGGGGACUGUCCUCUGGCCUGGUGACAGCAGCUCUGUACGGGCGGCUGUAUGAGAGGGACUAGGGCCGUGUGGGGUGGGUGGCUCUGCCCUUUCCCAGGCUGCUGCUCAGGAGCCCUGGGACCGCCUCUCCGCCCCAGACUACCAUCGUGGCAGCUGUGGGACAAAGUAGGAGAGGCUGAUUCCCCCAGUGGCUUUUCCUCUUCCACGUGAAUUAUCGAGUCUUUUCUGGCAGUCUCUGCUCACAUUUAUUGUUUCUAAGUCACAUCUUCCUCCAGCCAAUCUCUCAUUUCACAGUUGGUUUUUAGAGCUAAAACAACAAUAAAUGUCAGUUGAUAUUUUACACACCCACAAAGCGGUGGGUUUUGUGUGUGUUUUCCCCGUUCUUGUUCAUCAAGUGACACCCAGGACACACAAGUAUCUCACGUAUCUCAAACACUGGCAAAGGUGAGAAACAAACUCCCAAAGCAAAAGCUGUAUUAGAAAUGGCUGCGUGGGCCCGUUUCCAUUCUGGAUGAACAGAAUUCUGUCCAGAGGAAACAGUAAUGCCAGAGCUUUCAGCAACAUCAGAAAGGUGCAUCUUGAAGCAGCUCUUAAAAAUAGAAGGGAAGUUUUCCUUCCAUCUUUCUGUUAGUAAAUGGAAUGUGUCAGGCAGGACUUAUAAUAACUGGAAAGAAAGAGCACAGUGCCCCAGAGAGAACGAGCGAGCGAGAGGGAGGAGGCUGGAAAGAAGUGCUGAAGAGAGGGGCAGCAGUGGGAAAGGAUGAGUAAGAGGAUUCUUUCUGCACAACGUGUCUCAUCCAGGAUUCCAGAGACCUUAAUAAAUCAUGCUAACUCUGGGUGAGAGCCUGCCAGUUGCCCAACUGUGCAGGACGGAGUGACGUGGGUGUGAGUCCAUUUGCGGUCCCCGGAGGGCCUGCCCUUUGAUGGUGGCAUCCCACCUCCUGAAGAAGAGUUACAUGAACUGCCAUGGAGGUUGGCCCACGGUCGUCAUUCAUUCAUUCAGUCACACAACAGGUGUUUUUGGAGAGCCCACCAGGUACGGACUGAGGUCCUGCCAAGUAUGACUUCCAGAAGCAAAACUAUUAUAAUCAGUGAGGGAAGAUAAUUUUAGGUCACUAAUUUUUUUUUCUUUUCGACUUGAUUUUUUUU